AUGGGCUCACGGGGAGGCAUGUCCAUGGACCUCGUCAUACGUGCGAAUGAAUUUCGACUCCUAUCUGAGACCAAGAGAUAUUCUCUAGAUCAGCGUGGCGGGUGUCUGCAAGAUUCCAUUCUACCUAACCGCAGACUUUGCUACGACGGCCAGGAAAUGAUUUGGGAAUGUUUGUGUCGCCAUAUCUGUGAGUGUGGAUAUGUGAUAGAGCCGCGUGUCCCGGAGGAUUCCAGCAUGGUUUACGGCAAACUCAGUGCUUCGCUCAAGGGCCCCUAG
Molecule: messenger RNA, 276 nt
Organism: Penicillium cosmopolitanum
Lineage: Eukaryota; Fungi; Ascomycota; Eurotiomycetes; Eurotiales; Aspergillaceae
Exons: 2
Coding region: 1-276 (91 amino acids)
Source: RefSeq, a predicted model, not a curated record